AUGAGCCGCCACAUUACCCAACCAUGGGUCAUUGUUGGAGAUCUGAAUGUUACAUUACAUUCCACGGAGAAGCAGACAUUUUCAACUCACACGACGCCUUCACGUUCUUCUAUCUCAAGAGCUAUAGAUCAGAUUGGAUUGAUAGAUAUUCCAUUUUCUGGUUAUCCAUUCACAUGGUGUAAUAACAGAACUGCCAAUAUCCAAGUUCGAGUAUGCCUAAAUCGAGCAUUAGCAAAUUCUUCUUGGUUCUACAAGUAUAAAGAAGCAUUGGUAUAUCAUCUGCUCCCUAUGGGAUCAGACCACUCUCCCAUCUUACUGCAUAUAGAUCCAAGCUCGCCUCUUCUACGGAGACCAUUUCGUUGUUAUAAAUUCUGGUUUAAAUACCCUCAAUGGAGAGACAUUAUUGCAUCAAGUUGGAAAACAGAUGUCAAGGAUUCUCCAGCUUAUCAAUUUGUGGCUCAACUCAAAACAGCCAAACAAGCUCGCCAACAGUGGAAAACUGCAACAUUUGGUAACAUACAAGCCUUCAUUGAUCAAUUACAAGCUCAACUUCAAGAAACAAUAGAUUCAAACGGUGACCUGCAUCUUAUCCAAGCACUCAAAGAUAAGUUAGAUGACCUGUAUGAUUCUUAUAACAACAUGAUGUUUCAGCAAUCACGUGAAAACAUUUUGAAAUAUGAAGACAAGAAGACCAAAUUUUUUCACUCGAAAGCCAAUUAUUGA
Papaver somniferum (opium poppy) is the source of this 723-nucleotide messenger RNA. RefSeq lists its product as uncharacterized. The transcript has a single exon. The record is from RefSeq and is a predicted model, not a curated record. Bases 1 to 723 code for a protein of 240 amino acids. NCBI's taxonomy places the organism in Eukaryota, Viridiplantae, Streptophyta, Magnoliopsida, Ranunculales, Papaveraceae.